Ixodes scapularis (black-legged tick) is the source of this 342-nucleotide messenger RNA. RefSeq lists its product as uncharacterized. The transcript has 4 exons. Lineage: Eukaryota; Metazoa; Arthropoda; Arachnida; Ixodida; Ixodidae. Bases 1 to 342 code for a protein of 113 amino acids. The record is from RefSeq and is a predicted model, not a curated record.
AUGAUCAGGAUGGUGAUCUUGCCACUUUCGGUCGUACUCCUCACUGGUUCAGUUUACAUACAUGCUGUCCAAAGUCCGAAAGAGGACGCAGACAAGUGCAGUCCGGGACUUGGAGAGUAUAUCACAAGGGUAUGCUCUAGCUCUGGCACCACGUUGACUGGAUUUUCUGACUGCUCAUAUACAUGUGAAGGAAAAAACAUUAACGGUCAAACUUCCUGGACUAAGCGUAAUUUGCCCGACGGCUUGCCUUGUGGAAGAUGUGGGGAAUGCUGCGGCGGAAGAUGCACGCGUGUCCAGUUCAAUUUUGCUAACCCGUUAACUCUGAAAUCAUGCGCUAAAUAA